AUGGCUUUAGAGGAGUUAGUGGUUAGCACUCCCACACCAGGACUGACAACGCAACCCUGCCUUGCCCACUGCCGGGGCGAAGUUAACACGCUUCGUUUUCUAAUUCUAUGCCGUGACAGGCCGGUAUUAGAGAGGGAUCCUUUGUUGCGGUCAAUUGAUCAACUAAAUAACUAUAUAAUUUACUCGGAACCUUUGGUGGAUGGUGAUAUUUCCACAGCGCUGACAGCUCCUGUCAAAAUCCUGUCGACCGAGGUUAAAGUCUUUGUCAUUAGUGUCUUCUUCUGUCCUUCCUACGAGGAAAGACCUUGUGAUGGCAAGAAGGACGAACCAGUGACUCCACCGGCUAGCCAGACGUCUGAGCUCGUUAGGCCCAUCAAAGUCUGGCCGCCGCUUCCAGAGGCUACCCAGCAACUACCCGAUCAACCACCGCCCGAUCCAGAUGCCCAAGAGGCACAUUCAUUAGGACAAGUUGCAAGUGAGCUUCGGCCAUUUCCAAGAAAAGGUUCCGCCCGGUGCAGCUGGAAGGAAGGAGCUUUGCUGGGAAAAUCCAGGCAUAAAAUUCCCACAUGCGCUCAUUGA
This is a messenger RNA of Nezara viridula (southern green stink bug), 579 nucleotides long. NCBI's taxonomy places the organism in Eukaryota, Metazoa, Arthropoda, Insecta, Hemiptera, Pentatomidae. The record is from the annotation of a GenBank genome assembly.